UUUCAACCGCUCUCAUCACAACAAUAAAGCAGAGCAUGACGGGAGUUGUAGUGUAGGAGCUGCGAAAACGAGCGGGAUAAAAAAGACUGAACACUUUUUAUUUGAAUUUUUAUUCACUUAUAUUUAGCAGUAUAAAGUAAAUAGUCAACUCAACCCUGUUUUCUCACUUUGGGACGUAUUUUAAAAAUGCAUAUCAUGUAGUCAUACCUCAUAAUUUCAAUUAAUAAUUAAAAUUAGUUAAAAAAUAAAUCAGAUUAACUUAACUACAGCAAUAGUAUGUUUUAUAACCUAGAUUUAUCACACUUUUUCUUCUUUUUAAGACUUAAAAUUUAAUAGUAGGUAUUUAAGUUUUAAAGUAAAAUAAUCAAUGUUAAAUUGGUAAAAUUAAAAUACUGGUGGGGUUUAUUUUUAGCCGCCAAUGACCGACUAGUCCCCACCCACCUGUAAAAACAGGGUCAAAACUAAAUGCAAGAAAAUUCUCAAACUUAAAGCAAGACAAAAAAAAAAAAAAACAGUUUACAGAAAAAGAUUUAUUAUGAAGGUAAAACACCAAGUGGAAUAUUAUACUCUCUAUUCAAUAUUAAAUAUUCCAUUUACAAACAUGAUUUACAUUUUUUUUAUAUCAAAAAUUGUCCUCACUUUUCUAAUGUAAAUUUCUUGGUUAUGGAUUAUACCUUUUGAUUCUAAAACAUUUAAAAUCAUUUUAACGCCAUACACUUUAGGCUCUACUGCUGCUUUCUAAAAGCAUUGCAGAAACUCCAGCAGCUCUGAACAUAGGCUAUUUACACAUUGACAGAAAUUGGCGGGUUUCUGAAGUGAUGGGUCCUGAAUGAUUUCCUAAAUGUCAGUUGGCUUCACACUACAUAGAUAGAUAGGUAGGUAGGUAGGUAGGUAGGUAGGUAGGUAGGUAGGUAGGUAGGUAGGUAGGUAGGUAGUUAGGUAGGUAGGUAGGUAGGUAGGUAGGUAGGUAGGUACUUUAUUGAUCCCGAGGGGAAAUUCUAGACAUCCAGCAGCAGGUAUAAUACACAAGUUACAAAAUGAAUACACAAAGUUAGUUAAAAAAAUAAAAUAAAAUAAAUAUAGGAGGAAUGUGUCUUUGGUAAGAAUUAAUCAUUUGACCAUCAACAAGAUUCCGGUCACUUUAUAGCUUUUAGUUAUCAAUAUAUACAUUUAAAUAUAAUUUACUAUAAGGUUAUUCCCAGCAAACACUGUCACAUUGUGGCAGUGUUGUUACAGGCUAUUGGUUUUCACAACAUUAUCACAACUCUGAAAGUACAGUAUACAAUAGAAGUAUAUAAUUAUGAAGUCUACUGUUAGUACAUCUAACAUACUGUUAGAUAUUAGUACAUUUCUGUAAUUUUGAAAAGUUGUCACAAGAUUUGUUUUUUGACCCAGAGGGAGUUUUUCUUAAUUAUGAGGCUGUUAAAUGACAGUUAUUGAAACAUAAGCAGUGUGACCUAUAGAGAAUGUUAGAAAUUAGACAACAUUGUGCAAAUUGUGUGUUUUUUGUCUCCCUGUCUUAAUUUGUUUAAUACUACAUGGCUGUUCUGUUUUGUAGGUGUUCGUGUGUAGUUUUGUUUCCAUAGUGAAGCUGUGAAAGGCUGUGAAUGAAAAUGAGUGAUGAGGAGGAGGAGCUCAUUGAGCUGCAGGCUGGAGAGCUGAGUUGAGCUGAGCUGAGCUGCUCUCUCUCUGAUGGCUGGAGUGCUUCAGUGUGUGAUACUAAUACUGAGUAUUUAACUUUUAUCGUAAGAAACAGGAAUUUUACAAUGUGGACUGUUUACAGAAAUGGAAUUACACCUAAAAAAAAGAAGAAAAAGAAGAAAGAAGCAGUAAGCUUUCCACCCAUUUCCAGCAGUCCCUUUAAGCCACCAGCACAGGAUCAGAAGACCAGGCUAACUACAUCUCAACGCCUUCAAGAGCUUUUCUUCUCCCAGACCCUGAGUGAUUACGGCCCUCUCGACAGGACAAUCAAGAACAAGAAAACCUCAGGUCACCAGGUUGUUUCUUAUGCCAAACUGAGUGUAGAGACAGACCUGGAGAUCACAGCUCACCUAAAAAACAAUCUGCAACAACAUCAUUUCAAGCUUCUCCAAGAUUCAUCCGCUGGAGAGAAGGAAGCUGAACUGUUGAACUUUUUGAGAAGUAAAACAUUUCAGUUAAAGGACCAGGCUCUGAAGGCCCUGUUUAAUGUCAGUGGGCCUUUAAAUUCUCGGGAUGAUGCUCCUCAGUUACUGCAAAUACUAAAAGAGAAUGAAAAGGAAGAAGAAGAGGAGAAUGUGGAGGAGAACAAUCAGGACAGAAAGAUUCUUCCUGCUUUGUCAUCUUGUACCGACGAGGCUCCAGACAGAGGCUCCUCUGAGGGAACAUGUGCAGGCUCUGAGGCUGAAAAAAAAGAGAGCUUGUUUUCUAAACAGUAUGAUGAAAUAAAUCAGGAUCUUCUGGACUAUAUUAAGACAAACAACAUGCAAGAAGACACAGACAGGCUUUGUCACAUCAAACAAAGAAGAUUCAUGAUCUACCUGUGUGGAGGAUACUUAGAUACCGUUGCAGAGCGUUCAGCGUUGAUGGAGAGAGUGUAUCCUCAGUUGUACCUGUACUGUAAGCAGAGGGGCUAUGAUUUUAGGAUGGUGGAUCUGCGCAGAGGAGUGACAGAUCCUAUUUCUGACUAUAAUGAUUCGGCAGAGUUACAUAUAGAGCUGCUUAAGAAAUGCCAAGAGACAGAGGGACCAAGCUUUUUUAUGUUCACAGGUCAGAAGCACGAAGUCCAGUCACUACCCACCACCAUCUCCCAAGGAGACUUUGAGGCCAUUUUGAGAACUGUCACAAGAGAUAGGAAAAAGCAAUCCAAGAGAGAGUCAGAAGUGGAUGAUGUGACUGUUAAAUCACAAUCCAGUCUUGGCAUCAGCAAUGACGGGAGUUUCACUCUAGAGCACAGACCUGGGGAGGAGGAGGAGCAUACAGGAAGCUCCGCCUUAAUGAGUGAAAACUCAAAAUCCCUCAGUUCAUUUUCAGAUGGAGAGAAGACAGAGGCAGAUAACGAUCAGGAUUUGGGACUUUUGCAGACGUGGUACCAGCUGGAUGAAAACACAGUGCCUCCUGUGUAUCGUCUGCUGCCUGUGAGCACACACCUCCCAGACUUCCUGAGUCGGGAUGGGCAGCGCAGGAAAGCAGCAAAGAAAGCAUGGCGAUCUACGUGUUUGCACAUAUGGGGGGUGCUACAAUGCAAUGGCCCAGAGGCCAUCGGAGAAACAGCUACAUCCCACUUACUCAGGACAGUUCUGGACUGGGAGAUGGAGCAGGGUCUAGGAGCGAAACUCCCUGCAGAGGAGUACAGCCACUGCUAUAAGCGCAUCAUCACAGAUCUGCUAUAUAAUCUGAGAAGUGAAUACGCACAACAGUUCAUCGACCUGCACAAAGGCAGACCCGAAAUCAACCAAACUCUUCAUCGAUCCCAGCAAAGCUUCAUCCACAACAUCCACAGCAAGCUCAGACACACUAAUAUCUAUGAGACCAACGUUAGCUGGGGAAGGAAAGGCCUCAGUCCCAAACACAACAGAUCUCAUCAGUUCUACACAGAACGCCUCUGCUCCCAUUUCCAGCGCAUAGUCACAACAGCCCUCAACAGGGUGAUGCAGGUUAAACCAGUUAAACGCUCUUUUGACGUGAGGAGAAGAGAAGCUUCCCGGACUCGACUUCAUGAGGAAAUGCAGCUCCACCUCAGACAUGGAAAAUCACUAGCACAGAGUUUUGAGUUCAGGCAGAACUUCUUGUUGGAAGUGAAAGAUUCUCUGGAGAUAUCAGCUUCCUCCCAGAAUGCUUUGCUACUACUGGGGGAGCCAGGCUCUGGAAAGAGCACCCUCAUGGCCAAAGUGGUGCAGCUCUUGCCCACCUGGAUAUCAGGAAAAGUGAAGGUGCUGGUGUGUUUUGUGGGACUGGCGUCUGACAGCAGGAACGUGCGUCUUCUCCUGCAGAUGAUUUGUACACAGAUGGCCGACAUCUACUGCAAACACACAGAAAUAUCUGAGUCUUUACCUCAGCUGAUCAGAGAGCUGCACUCAUUGCUGAUGUUGGUGAGUGAGGACAGGCCUCUGGCUCUAGUGCUGGAUGGUUUGGAUGAGCUGAGUGAAGAACAUGAGGCAGAUCUGAGCUGGCUCUACACCCCUCCACCCCCACAUGUCUACAUCUUACUGUCCGCAAGCAAAGAGUCGUCCGCCUAUCAAGUGCUAAAGUCCCAUGCUAAGGUCUCACUCCUCUCUCUGCCUCCUCUGAGCAGUGAGGAGAUCACUGCAGGUUUGAGGUCCAGGCUGGCGUCUGACGCUCGUCGUCUUCAGACAGCUCAGUGGAAUCUGUUACUGCAGCGCUGCCUGUCCUGCCCUAACCCUCUCUAUCUCAGCACAGCCUACAGCCUGAGCCUCUCCUGGAGCUCCUUCACUCCCCCAGAGCAGACCACUCUGCCAGGGCAGCUGCAGUCGCUCUUUCAGGGCAUAUUUGCCAGUCUGGAACGAAAACAUGGAGAACAUCUGCUGCGGCGUGCUGCCUCUCUGCUCUGUCUCUCGCGCUGUGGAGUGACGGAAGAGGAGCUCCUGCGGCUUUUAGGGCGAGAUGAACGUGUCGCCCAGGAGAUAGCAAAAUUACACAACCAGACUCAGACUACUUCAGGAUAUGACAGUGUGCCUUUCGUACUUUGGGCCCGACUCAGACAUGACAUUGGAUAUCACCUUACUCAAGUGGAAAGUGACGGAACGUGGGUCCUUCACUGGACUCACAGUGAAUUUGGCCAGGUUGCUACCCAGCGAUAUUUGAAGACAGAAGAUACAACGAGAGCUGUCCAUGCAGACUUUGCAGAAUAUUAUGGUGCUGAUGGCCCUGAUAGUAGCAUCUUCCAGCCACUCGCCUGGAGCAGAGAGGAGGGAGGCAAGAGGAGUUACGUCUUUAAUCUGCGCAAACUUCAUGGACUGCCAUACCACCUCAUACGCUCAGGCCAGAUUCUGCCUCUCUUUAGCCAGUGUAUCUUUAACUACGAGUUCCUGCUGCACAAGCUCUGGGGUCUUUCCUUCUGCCACAUAGAAGAGGACCUCAAAGCUGCCAUCAUCCCAGAUAAAGACCUGGUGGACAAAGACAUGUUGGUCCAGGCCCUCUGUCUCUCCCGUUCAGUCCUGCUGAAGGACCCCUGUCAGCUGGCGUCUCAGCUGUUGGGGCGUCUGCUGCAUAUAACCACCCAGGAUAAGCCUGUUGCUCCCGGUGACCCUCUGCGCUACACUUAUCUGCACACCCUUAUGGCACAAUGCCAGCGCUCUACUCUGCCUGUACUCGUGCCCUCUUACAGCUGCCUCAUGCCCCCAGGAGGACUUACACACACGCUUCUCACAGGUCACCUAAGUCCUGUAACAGCGUUGGCCUUUGGUCAGGAUCAUGCAGUAUCCUGUUCUGUAGACGGGACUCUUAAACUCUGGAAGCUGGAUGACACUGUGGCACUGGCCAGAACCUUACCCAGGUCAGAGGGCUUCACCUCAGGCUGGGCAGCGGACUCCCUCACUCUGUGCCUGAAGGACAGCGUGUUAGUGCUGAGGAAGGGUCACCGUCUGCAGGUGCGGGAGGUGGAUUCUGGGAAGGUGUUCUAUACAGAGAGCGAGUCACUCGAUGUUCCUGUAGUUACUUCUACGGGUGAAGGACGACUGCUCGUGGUCUUCUAUGAUGGGAGCCACAAAGUCAAAGUGUUUGAUUUAGCUGCAUCAUGCUCACUACUGCGCUGUGUUAAUGUUACCCUGGAGAGUGAGCCCAUCCACAAAGACAACUCCAUUCUGCUCUCCCACAACUCUAUCAAAGACCAUGUCUUCUUUGCAUACAGGAGUGGUGGAGAAGCUGCUGUUUUCAGUGCGAAUUCAGGGACAGUACUGUCUGUAGUAAAAGCACAGGAACAGGCUGCCUCCAUACAGGCUGUGGAAAUGAGCUCUCAGUAUUUACUGCUUUUCUGCAGGUACCCCUAUAAAAGGGACACUGAAAUAAUUCACAUCGAGCUCUACUGCCCUGCUUCCUUCCAGUACCUGCGCUCCAUUCUGGGCUGCAGUCAGGACUACAUUUCCCAGGUUACCAUCAACAGGGGUGGAACCCACGUUAUCGCCUUUUGCCCCUCCAAUCGCACAGUUUCCACAGAGAUCAUCACCUGGAAUCUGGAGACAGAGGAUCAUAAACACAUGGCACGCUUUCCAGGCCUCCUGACUGCAGGUAUAUGUCCUGACCUGCGGUUCUGUCUGGGGUUCUGUUCUGGAGAGAGGUACCUUCGCCUGUGGAACCUGAUUUCUAGAAUCAACGACCAGACUCUCACAUACAACAUCCACAGAGUACAGAGGGACGGCACUCAGGAGAUUAUUCCCAUGGAUAAAUAUCCCAGCUAUGUGGUGUGUCGUGGGAUUCGGACUGGUACGGUGCGAGUGUGGAACGUAAGCCGAGCACACUUCAGGGGACGGCCCGUUCGGGUGGAGCACAGCUUGUUCUCCAGUUCUGAUGUAGUUUUGGCUCAAGACCUCAAACUGUACAUUCUGACCGACCGCGGCACGGCCACCUUCACCGAUACACCCACUCCAGUCUACCAGACCCUGCUGGUGUAUGAUCUCCUGACCAGAAGCUACGUUAAGAGGCAGUCUGGUCUCUUCAUUGUGCCUUGUCCUCAGCAGGACUACCGACUCCUGAGGGGGGAGCUGCUGCUCGGCCUGUCUGAGAACCGUGACCAUCUUAUAGUGUGGGAUCUGGACUCUGGCUACAUUAAAGGACGCAUUAAAACAUACCACAAAGAGUCUUUGCUGACCAGCUCACCACUCAAAGACCAACAGUCCCAGACGGUGCUCACCGGAGAGAGAAAAGGUCUGAUGAUGCCGUGGGACUGGCGCACAGAGAGCCACACAGCCAAGAAGAGGAGGCAGCAGUUUGAAGAGCGGAGAGAGAAAGAGGAGCAGCGCAACUUAGAGAGAGAGAAACACAACUCUAUAGACCAGUAUCUCCUCAGUGGAGACGAAAAGGUGGUGAUAUGCUCCUACUUUGCGCAUCACCUGAAUGUUUUUAGCGUAGAUUCCCAGGAGCAUCUGCACACACUUGAAGAUCGCUGGUCCCUCCUGGGCCUCUGUACUGCAGCACUCACACACUCAGGAGGACACCUGGCCAUCUCCAACUACAGUGAAGUGCAGCGGUCUCCCUACCUCACCCUGUGGGACACACAGCAUGGCAGGGUACAAAAGAGGCUGAAGAAUGAGCCUGGAAUUUGCUGUGUAGCCAUCACAAACGAUGCCAGCAGAAUCGCCUUCGGCAUCAUGAAAAGUAACAAACUGAAAGUGUGGGAGCCUUUUAGAAGAAAGCACAAAACCAUCUCUGGAUACAGGGGCCUGAAACUGGAUGUAUCCAGCCAGCUGUAUGUCACUGAGGGAGGAACCAAGGCCAUUCUGCUAGCAGAUGAGCUGAGCGUUUGGGACCUGGACGCAGGAACAGUCCUGUCAGUCUUCACGCCGGACUCCAGAAUCCAGUGUGUAUCUGUACUGGGUGAUGAGAACUGCACUCUUCAUCUGGGCUUUAGUGACACUCCCACCCUCAUCUCAAUGACCCUCAGCAAACAGGGUCUGACUGCAGCAAGCAAAGACAAACGCCAGGACAGAGUGUUUGGCGAGUCCAGCAGCAGUGAGGAAGAGGACGAACCGGAAGUGAAGAGGGUCAAAUAAGAUUUUUAGGAGACUGUAGUGCACACUAAAAGAACUGUUCUGGCCUUUGUCUGCUGUAUAUAUAUAUUGAUUGUACUGUAGAUCACCACAAUCAUUUGUUUUAACUUGUGGUUUGUGUCCCUGUUCUCAAAAUGUCUUAACUUAAAGCUAAUUUCUUGGGUCCAGCAGACUAAAGACUCAUUUUUAUUGUCGGGUCAAACCUUCACUUUGAACUACUGUUUUGGCUGAGCAGUGCGUACACAUACACACCAACACAUAAGUAUAAAUGCUUACAACAGUGUAGGCCACUUGCACAAGCUAAAGUUGCGGAUGUUACAUUGACUUAGCACAGAAGAAAAUGUAUUUUAGUUAAAGAUAAUGUUGCUUGCCAUAAACAAACUGUGCUCUCUAGGGGGUUCCUCUGUUGGUUUCAUCUGUGUUGGAUAGCACAGUCACCUGUUACCUGAUGUAUUGGAGCUGGAGAACAGACGCUUUCCUCCAAGCGCAUUGGUUGUCCAGCGAAAAGUGGAAACCAGAUGGUGACUGGCUUCACAUGUGUUAGAGGAGGCAUCUGCUAGUCUUUACCCUCCUAGUGUUAAGGGCAUAUCUGGUUAUGAAAGAAGUUCAUAUUAAAGGGGGAUUGGUCAGUUGACCUUCCAGACAAUUAGAAAUGAAUAAAUAAAGAAAAGAUGUCAAGAAGACAUUGAUUACCUACAGAAUUCCAUAAUUUAAUAUUAUAUGAUAUAAUGUAUGAUUGCAUAACCAAAACUACAGCUACAACAAUGUAAUAAUAUAGAUCUCUGUGUCUGUCAAAAUUUGUUUAGCCAACUUUAGUUCCUUCUGAAGCAGCACACUAAAAUGUUGCUUAAGCUACUUUCAAUUUCUGAAGAUUUUGUCAAGCAGGCUGAAGCUUGUAAACAUUCCAAUGAUCAGCCACAACAUUGAACCCACCUGACUAAUAUUGUUAAGGCAUGUUUUCUGCAAGACUUCUGAAGGUGUUUUUGGUAUUUGUCAAUAUGUUAGCAGCAGAUCCUGGAAGAGUGAUGAAAGUUGUGAGGUGGGGCCUCUAUAUACCGUACAUUAGUGAGCCUUUUAAUCGUUUACUCUUUGUCUUUCUGUUGAAAUUGCAUACCUAAUACACUCCCGCCAGACAUGCUAUAUCAUUUUGGUCUCUGACACCAUGUCUUAUAUUCUAAAGCGUGCCUAUUUUCCAACACAGUAACUGACCAUUUGCUCGGAGCAAAGUGCAGCGACUCGGUUCCAAUACAUCAGCUCAUAGACGCCUUAAGCUGAUCAACAUCAUCACCUUACGAGUGAUGAGUGAAAAGAGCACCAUCUACCCACCCAGAGAGAGCCAGACCAGUUGUGCUCUCUCAGGGCUAUGGCAGCUGAUGCCAAGCUACAGGACCAGGAUUCGAAAACAGCGAUCUCCCGAUCAUAGUGGCAGCGCUUUAGACCCCUGGACCACUUGGCACCCAUGUCAAUGCUUUUUGUUAUAGAUGUUCUGUUCAGGUUGUUCUCCUCAAAGCAGUUACUUCUCAGAAAAAUAUAAACAUAAUGUAGAUUAUUCACUAAUAUCUUUGAGGAACCUGAAGAAUUCAGCUUAUUUUUGAGUUUUACAUCAUUACGUAUUUCAAAUAAGCACUAUUAACAAAAUUUAGAUCUCAAAGGGUGCACAUAAUAUGUUGUACAUGGAACUUGUGUAUCUAUGAUACAAAUAGAAAUAUAAACGUCGUUGUGGACACUUACAGUUUACGAACAAUUCAGGCGAAAAGGAUAUGAGUACAAAUGUUACAAAUACUCCAACUACAACAAUCGUUAAAUAGUAAUAGAAGUAAAACACAAUUUAACUUAAGUGUAUCUUGUUUGAGCUAGAAAAAGCCUGCAAACUCAAAGCAUGACUUGUUUUCAACCUGUGGGUUGUGGCCAUGAGCCAGUGGUACUGCUGGUUGGGCAAAAUGUUUUUUUUUUUUCUAGCAUUUAGCAAAGCAAAAAGUGGAUACAAUUUUUAAAUGUUUUAGGUGGUUUCAGAAUAAAAGAUCCUGAGAAAA
Molecule: messenger RNA, 9736 nt
Organism: Astyanax mexicanus (Mexican tetra)
Lineage: Eukaryota; Metazoa; Chordata; Actinopteri; Characiformes; Acestrorhamphidae
Exons: 31
Coding region: 1767-7706 (1979 amino acids)
Molecular function (GO): protein binding
Source: RefSeq, a predicted model, not a curated record